AUGAUUCCAAGAACAAAAUGGCAGAUACUCCGACGGCCAUACUUGUUGUAUUGUCAGUCUAUCAGGCUCCGACACAAAGCUCCGAGAAAGAGCUCGGAUAUUAAGGCUUCUGGUGGUGCCUCAGCUGCCAGUACUUUCUUAUCAGAUCUAGAUAAGAUUGUUGAUAGACGCCUGAAAUGGCCAAGCCCCACUAUACAAAAUAGAAAUGCGGGUCAGAAACCAGAAGAUGCGCCCUCUAUCAGUAAUAAAAAGGCGUUGCUAGCGAUCAUUUCCGAGUGUCGUGACAGAACAGUUCUCCGGGUUGAAAAACCGGCUAAGCAAUGGUCAGCUUCUCAAGGUCCACAUUUGAAAGCAAAAAUAGAUGAGUUCUUCACUAAUGCAACAGUGUCUAGGGCGCAACUACAAAAGCCGAUUGCAAUAGGAGACUUGGUGCUGAUCCUGGACCAGAACACAAAGUUGCACUUGGUAGUUGCUCUACCUCCGGAAUUAGGCCAAGAUACCUAUACGUUUUUAAGUGAGGAUGGUGAAAUAUUAUAUGGACCAAAAGGCUGUAUCAAGUUGCGAGUUCCAGACGUUUUACCUUCUCAACUAGUUGAAUCUCUCAAUCUCAUAACAAUGGAAGAAAAGUAUCCGGGAGUGGCACCAAGUGGAAUGCCUGAUAGCACAUUCUCCAAGGGUACUAAAACAAAUCCAUUGGAACGUAAGAAAUGGAGAAGAGAUAGGGAUAAUCUCGAAAAAUCCACUGCUCCUCUGGCCAGCGAGGCAAGCUUGCACAACGUCGGAGAUGACUUGUUAGUAGCACAAGCAACCUCUCAGUUCUUGACCGAUACUGGAGUUAAUACAUUCAUCGUACCUUCGAGCGCACGCGAUGUGUAUGCCAAGCUGUUACGGAAACUUUCAAUUGAGAGUUUCCUGUUGAUCGCGUUCUACGCAGAGAGACUAGAUCUAUUCUACAGGUGUCUCGACGAAAACAAUGGUGGGCAGUUGUUGAGAAAAAGAACAUUUUCGCUCUUUGAAUUGUAUCAAAUACUUACCGGUCCCUCGUUCCAGCAACAAGAAUCAUGCCCGGUGGAAGACGCAGAAACGUCGAAGAUUGCAGCUGCCCACUAUGUUGCACUUCUCUCGAGUCUUCGAAAAAGCAGUCGCACCUGGAGAAUUGAAAUGCUGAGAUCGAUAAUGAUGCCUGUGGGGGUGACUGCAAUCACUGAACAGUUUUAUUGGGAAUCAGAGAUCGCCAAGAUGGAGCUCAAAAGCAAAAGUCUUGUAGAUUUCGCCAAUUUCUAUGUGAGCUUCUUGAAAGGAGAAAAUGCCAGACCAAGUAGCUACAACACCAUUGUCAAAGCUCUAAAAUCCUUUGUUGCGAAUGAUUAUGCAAACGAUCAGGUUAUGACAAGUCUAAUGAGUGUUCUCGUCAAGAAAAUCGAUGUACUCAGAGACAUGUCAUUGCCAGGAUACGACAGCAAAGCGGAAAGUGUCAGGUCAAAAGCUUACGAAAUCCUGAAGAGAUUAGACGAGAACAAGGAGCAGAACCCAGAGUCUUGGAGCUCACUGACCAAAACUCCAUACACACAAGCAAACCUUGAUGCCGAUUUAUUGGCUGAUUAUCUUGACUUUUUUGAUGUCAAGUUCGUUUCCCAUCAAGAUAAUACUUCCGAAGAAAUCAACGAGAACCUUUAUUUAAUGGACCCGCUAGCAAAAGUUCGUGAAGAUUUCGGAGAUACACCCGUUUAUUGUAUCGAUGCAGCGACAGCUCAUGAGAUCGAUGAUGGAAUCUCCAUUUCGGAAACACAAACGAACUACGUUAUCUCUGUUCAUAUUGCCAACCCGACCUCUUUCAUAAAGCCGGAAUCAAAGAUUAGCGAGCUCGCGUUAGAGAUGGGAAGCACCUGCUACAAUCCGGAAGGACCCAUCAUGAUGUUGCCUUUUACAAUAUCUCAGAUGUGUGGAUUGGAGCCACCAAGACGUGACGGGGAGUCCAAGCGAACUCUAGCAAUACAAUUCUCUUUGGAAAAAUCUUUGAUUGACAACUAUUUGAAUGAUAUAAGAGCAAGCAAAGUUCAAAAACCACCAGUUCAGUUGGCAGAGAAGAUCCAGCAAAAUAUCCUACAAACUGUUCAAGUGAAGGCAUUCAAUGCAAAGAACUUCCCGAAAAAUUUCACCUACGACCAUGUCAACAAAAUAUUAAGCUCUCCAGAGAACAUGAAAUCUUUUGCUGCCGAUACUUUACCUCUAAAGUCUCAUGAGGCAAACCUUUUCAAACUCUAUCACAUCUCAAGCAUACUCAGACAUAUUCGUAUGAAACUUGGCAAGGGCUUGGAAAUCAAUAAUCCUGCUAGUGGUGUGAUGGUUGAUUAUUUGGAUUUUGCUCAGCCCAAUCGCAUCUCUGAAGUCGAAAACGGCUGGUCCGCAACAUUGGAUGCUUGUGACGACAACAAAGUCCCUAUAGUUACUGUAACAAACAAUCCGGACCAGAAUUUCAUGUCCAAGUCUCAACAGCUCGUGUCUAAUUUCAUGAUCACCGCCAACUUUGCGGGCGCCCAUUUUGCCAACUCUCGAGAAAUCCCGUUCAUCUACAAGGAGCAAAGUCUCAACAUGUCAGACGGUGUCAGAACCUCACUCGAAAGAAUGACUCGGAGCGUUUAUGAGAAUGGGCAGACUCCAGACCUAGCGGAACAAUCAUCACUAGGCUCAGUAUUGACUACAGCAAAUUUCACUACUAGAGUUGGUUCGCACACAUCUCUAGGCCUCGAACUAUAUCUGAACCUCACAUCGCCAUUGAGAAGAUACGUGGAUUUGGUAAACCACUGGAAUUUGCAGCUGCAUCUCUUGAGAGAUAGCGACAAUUGCGAGCGCUACAUUCGCGAUAUCGAACGAAUUGUUAGCAAACUACAGUAUCGCGAGUUCAUGAACAGAGCCACACAACGUCUGUCAAACAAAUUCUGGAUUUGUCGCUUUUUGGAUGAGUAUUUCAAGGCGAAAACAAGAGGCACCGUCGAUGUCCCAAUAACGUUUUCCUUUGUGCUACGUAGCGACGCCAAGUAUGGAGAUGUCAAGGCAUCUAUGAUUGAAUUUACAGGGAUCAAUGUAACCAUCAUUCAAAACGAGUAUUUGCUUGAGGAGUUCAAGAAGCAGAACCUUCAAGUUGGCAGUGUUGUGCAAAUGCAAGAUUUUCGAGUCGUAUCUCUUAACUCCGUCGAAGGCGAACUCAUUAUCGAAUUCAUAUAA
Australozyma saopauloensis is the source of this 3225-nucleotide messenger RNA. RefSeq names its product Msu1p (gene MSU1). Gene Ontology annotation, molecular function: RNA binding; 3'-5'-RNA exonuclease activity. NCBI's taxonomy places the organism in Eukaryota, Fungi, Ascomycota, Pichiomycetes, Serinales, Metschnikowiaceae. The transcript has a single exon. The record is from RefSeq and is a predicted model, not a curated record. Bases 1 to 3225 code for a protein of 1074 amino acids.